AUGACUGGUCGCUUCAACCUGUCCAAACCAGCUUCAACAGGCUUAUCCUCACUCACUAUCGACAAAUUCCUCAAAGCCCAGAAAAACCUCUCUAAACCCCAACCAAAGCUGUGGCCCAACGAUCACCAACUCCAAAUCCCAUCCUCACAAGACAACCAACAACAGCGACCAGUCAUUUUAAGAAGAACCCGCCCCAUUUUACGAGCCUUUGAAUCAUGCACUUGUUUCAAUCAAUUCAACCAAAACCACACUCAACUCCUCAAGUCUGACCUCCUCCAACACCCUCCCGUGGUGACCUGGGUAUUGAAAAAGCUCUGCAACUCUUUGAAGUCAGUUUCUCAUGCCGUUUUGGUAUUUGAUUGUAUCAAAGAGCCUGAUACUUUGAUUUGUAAUAUUGUAUUGAAGGGUUUUUUGGAUUUUGAUGAUCCAUUUGGUGCUUUGAGUUUCUACUAUGAAAAAAUGGUGGGUAAAUUGGUUGAGUAUAAUGAGUAUACUUUGCCAUUGUUAUUGAAAAUUUAUGCUGAGAUUAGGUCUUUGAAAGAAGGGGAAAAGGUUCAUGCCCAGGUUUUGAAACUUGGGUUGGAGUCUAAUUUAUGUGUUAAGAAUUCUUUGAUUUGCAUGUAUUCGUUUUGUGGGCAGAUUGGGAUUGCCCAUGAGGUGUUUGAUGAUGGGUUUGUGUUGGAUUUAGUGACUUGGAAUUCGAUGAUUGAUGGUUAUGUGAAGAAUGAGCAGGUUGGUGUUGCACGUGAGCUGUUCAAUGAGAUGCCUAAGAGGGAUCAUUUUAGUUGGAAUUCAAUCUUUGCAGGUUAUGUGGGUGUUGGGGAAAUGGAGGUGGCGAGAGAGUUGUUUGAAAAGAUGCCAUUUAGAGCUCUUGUUUCUUGGAAUUGUAUGAUUGAUGGGUAUGCAAGGAUUGAAAAUAUUUGA
This is a messenger RNA of Theobroma cacao (cacao), 924 nucleotides long. NCBI's taxonomy places the organism in Eukaryota, Viridiplantae, Streptophyta, Magnoliopsida, Malvales, Malvaceae. The record is from RefSeq and is a predicted model, not a curated record.